Molecule: messenger RNA, 5433 nt
Organism: Closterium sp. Naga37s-1
Lineage: Eukaryota; Viridiplantae; Streptophyta; Zygnematophyceae; Desmidiales; Closteriaceae
Source: the annotation of a GenBank genome assembly
AUGAACCGAGGCGACGGACGCGGCAGAUUUCUCCCGAGUAACCGGCAACCACGCCAAGGAGCAUCUUCUGGCGUCCUUCUUCGUGCGUCUCAUCACCAUACUCCCUCUCAUUACACCCUUCCGCCCUACUCAACCCCUCUGUCACCCCACCUCUCCCCCUCGCAGCAGCAACCAAGCCAAGGAGCAUCUACUCGCGCCCUUCUUCGUGCAUCUCAUCACCGUGCUCCCUCUUUUCUCCCAUCCUUCCCCUUCGCUUCCGCCCACCCACCCAACCCUCGAACCUCCCUUUUUCUCACAGCAACCACGCCAAGGAGCAUCUACUCGCGUCCUUCUUCGUGCAUCUCAUCUCAUCACCAAAUCCCAUGUGGUGCACUUCUUUCCGCUCCCCUCUCCCCCCCUCCUCCCCCCACCUCCCCUCGCAGCAACCACGCCAAGGAGCAUCUACUCGCGUCCUUCUUCGUGCAUCUCAAGCGCACGCGCCUUGCCAAGUUCGUUGCAUGCUUCCCCAACCUCAGCAACUGGAUCCUCCUCUCCGGACCUCACGGCAGCGAGGUGUAUCAGGACACGCUAGUGAGGGCCAUCGCCAGGAAGCUCAACGCGCGCCUCAUUGCUGUUGAUGCUGACAAGUUCCUCUCGCCUGCGGACAUGUCAUCGGUGCCAAAGAGGAGGCCAGCAGCAGACAAGCCGCGCGACUCUCUUGACUCCGCAGGCCUCUCCGACUCGCUCGACUCGCCUCUCGUAAGCUCCUCUCCUCUCGGUGCCCCCCUCUCUGCCCCCCCCUUGCCCCCCUCCCUGGCCACUUCCCGCCCCCUUCCUCUCCCCUCCCUGCCUUGCUUCUCCCUGCCUCGCCCCUCCCUGCAUCCCUCCCUGGUCCCUCCCUGGACCCUCCCUGUCCCGGCCUUCCCUGCCUUGGCCCGUCCCUCCACCCCCGCCCCUCCGCAUCCGUUUUUCCGCUCCAUUCCCCUUGUGCUGCUGUUUCUAGUCCUCGUCUCCCUUGCUUCGCGGCCCUUUUUUCGUCGCUCCACGCGCUCACCCCAUUCACACGCUGUCUACCAAAGUCGCCCCUUCCCCCCUCCUGCCCUUCCAUCACCCCUCACGCCCUUCCAUCACCCCUCACGCCCUUCCAUCACCCCAACCGCCCUCCCGCCCUUCCAUCACCCCUCCCACCCUCCUCCGCAGUAUGCGAGUUUGGCGAAGCAUCUGGUGGCGAUGGCAGGGUGGCUGUGGGGUGUGCAACUUUUGAAAUUUCUCAAAGGCCUUUCUCCCCCUCUUUCCACUACCUUCCUCCACACCCCCCCCCUCUCCCCCGUCACCCUCGCUCUUCCUCCUGCAGUAUGCGAGCUUGGCAAAGCAUCUGGUGGCCAUGGCAGCAAUGAUGGCUGUAGGAGUGGCAGUGGGGAACACACGAUGCACACCCUUUACCUGUCCCACCUCUUCCCGUCCUCCCCCCCCGUCCCGCCUUGCUCCCCUCGCCUCUCACCCUUGCAGUAUGCGAGUUUGGCGAAGCAUCUGGUGGCGAUGGCAGCAAUGAUGGCCGUGGGGGUGGCAGUGGGGAACACUCUGGGUACAGGCAGCGGCAGGGGCACAGGAGGCACGGGGGCAGGCGGGGACAGCAACAGUGGCGCUUACUCUCAGAGCGGCGAGGGGGAGGGGGAGGGGCGGGGCGGCGGGGAUGACUACGGGUUUGGAAGUGGGGGAGGGGAGGAGGAUGGGGCGACCAGGGCGCUGAGAGUGGGUACGUGUUUGGGUGGGGAGCGGUGGAAGGGGAGUCAGAGUGGUGGUGGAGCUUUGCUAUCUGCCCCCCAGGGGAGCAACGGGGCAGGUGGUGGCAACAUACGAGACGGUGGUCGCCCCCCUCGCGGAGCAACAGGGCAGGUGGUGGCGACGUAUGAGACGGUGGGGGUGCGCUUUGACUCGCCCGUGCCGGGAGGGCACUCCCUCAGCGGCCUCUGUGACGGGGGGCACGGCCACAUCUGCUAUGCAUCUGAGCUGCUAUUGGAGGAAUCAUCCAGCAGUGUGAAGGAGUGUGCAGCCACCGUGGCUCUCAUGCAGGUGCUGGAGAAGGAGCUGCCACGUGGACCUAUCAUUGUCUUCAUCCGCGACGCAUCCCGAUUGGCCGAGGCCUCCUCGAGUGCCGCCCAGUUUGAGUCCCAAAUGAGUCGGCUGGUGGGGCCCAUCGUCUUUGUCGGCUCUGUUGCUCGCUCCGAAUCCUCCUCUGCCGCGGCUGCGAAAGAUGCGGAUGCAGCAGAGGGGGCGGCAGGGGGGGCGGCAGCAGCUGUCGGGCCUGCCAGCACGGCUUGGGAGCCGCUCAGCGACAUGUUUCCGAACCGCUUUGUGGUUCGGCAGCCCAGGGCAGGUCCGGCGGCGGAGGUUUGGGCGAAGCUGAUGGAGAGAGACGCGCAGCUCAUGCAGAUGCUGGCCAACCGGCGCAUGCUGGAGAAGGUCAUGGCAACCAACGACCUCACCUGCUCGGACCUGGACGAAGUCACUUUCGCCGAGCCGCUGUCAGAAGAAGAGGCGGAGCAGGUGGUGGGAUUGGCAGCAGCACACGCCAUCAUGCAGGGCGCAGCAGAGGGGGGGAAGGGAGGAGCUGAGGAGGCGGGCACAGGAGAGAACGAGAGAAAGGCGAAGGCAAAGGAGGGGGAGGCGGAAAAGGGGAAGGACGAGGAGAGGAAGCAGGGGGAGGGGGAGAGGGAAGGGAAGGAGAGGGGUAUGGAGGAAGGGGAGGAGGAGAAAGAGGUGGAUGAGGGAGAGAGCGACGGAGGCGAGCUUGGGAUCUCAGCCAAGAGCAUAAUGCACGGCAUAGCGCUACACAGGGGGCUGCAGGAGGAGGCAGCAGAGGUGAAGGCCCCCCCCGCUGCUGCCAAGAAGAUCACGUCAGCCAACAAGUUCGAAGAGCGGCUACUAGCAGAGGUGGUACCACCAGACGAAGUCGGUGUCACGUUCAGCCAGAUCGGAGCCUUAGAAGCCGUGAAGGACACUCUGAAGGAGCUCGUCAUGCUGCCGCUCAGGCGGCCAGAGCUGUUCACGCGCGGGCAGCUGACGCGGCCGUGCAAGGGCAUUCUGCUGUUCGGCCCGCCCGGCACCGGCAAGACCAUGCUGGCCAAGGCCGUGGCCACCGAGGCCGGGGCGAGCUUCAUCAACAUCUCCAUGAGCGCCGUGCUGCACAAGUGGCUGGGCGAGGCGGAGAAGUCAGUGAAAGCAAUCUUCUCGGUGGCCAGUAAGAUGGCGCCAGCUGUCGUGUUUGUGGAUGAGGUGGACAGCCUGCUGGGGCGGCGAGGGCAGUGGGGGGAGCACGAGGCGAUGCGCAAGGUGAAGAACGAGUUCAUGGCGUGCUGGGAUGGGCUGCGCACGCGGGCACAUGAACGGGUGCUUGUGUUGGCGGCCACCAACCGGCCGUUCGAUCUUGACGACGCCAUCAUCCGACGGUUCCCACGACGGCUGAUGGUGGACCUACCAGAUGCGGACAACAGGGAGAAGAUCGUUAGGGUGAUUCUAAAGGACGAGGAGGUGGAGGAGGGGUUUGACUAUAAGGAGCUCGCUGCCAUGACCGAGGGGUACUCUGGGAGUGACCUCAAGAACCUGUGUGUGACGGCGGCGUAUCAGCCCAUCAAGGAGAUUCUCAAACAAGAGGAGGUGGAGAAGAAGAGGCUGCAGCUGGAGGAAGCUUCCAAGAAGGCGGACAGAUCAACUGCAGCAGCAGCAGGAGCGGUGCCACCACCACCACCCGCUGCUGCUGCUGGGAGCACACCUGCUGAUGCCGCUGCAGCAACAGCAGCAGACAAGGAGAGUGGCGAGGUUAGUGUGCGUGGGGUGCAGCAGCGCGAGCAGCAGGGCGUGCAGACAGGCGUGUCAGGGCGUGCUCAAGUGGAGGGUGGUUCUGUGGUGUCAGGCAAUGGUUUGACCCCGGGACAAGGUGCAGAGAACGGUGAUGGGGUGGGCGGCACUGAGGUGGGCGGCAGUGAGGUGGGCGGCAGUGAGGUGGGCGGCAGUGAGGUGGGCGGCAGUGAGGUGGGCGGCAGUGAGGUGGGCGGCAGUGAGGUGGGCGGCAAGCAGGUUCUGUUCAUUGAGGGCGAUGAGGCUGGGGAGAAGAGCUGCUUGGAGGUUGCUUGUAAUGGGGAUGCUUCUAACGAGAAAGUGUGCGGGUGUGAAGACAAGCAGGAAACAGGAAUGGACGGGAAUGGGAGAAGAGGAGGGAGAGGAGGAGAGGAGGGUGUGAGUGUGAAGGGUUGUGAGAAUGGCGGUGUUGCUGUGAAGGUGGGAGAGGAGCGGGUUGUUGCAGUGAAGGAAGGCGAAGGUGGACUGUGCGUUGGAGAGGUGAUCAUAAUGAAUGGCACUGUACCGAGUUCCGCUCUAGUAGACGGUGCUUUAGCGAGUGACUGUUCGAUGAAUGGCAUUUCGGAGAGUGUGACUGCAGGUGGUGUGAGUGAAGAGGAUGUGAUCUGCAGAAAAGAUGCCAGGUCAGCUGAGGCUGGGAGCGACAGGGACAGAGGGAAUGAGAGGGCUGCAGGGGAUGAUAGUGCUGCGACCGCAGAGGGCAGUUUGGUUGCUGGGGACAAAGCAAUUGCAGGGGAGAGUGAAAGGGAAGGGGUUGCGGAAGGGAAAGAGGCUGCAACUGCAACUGCAGAAUCACAAGGCAAAGUGGCAGGUUCAUUGUCCAGUUUACGAGAUAACGAGGACGGAGGAGGUGAGAAGGGGCGGAGUGAGAAGGUGGAGGGAAGGGAGGGAGAAGCCGAGGAGGCAGCAAAGGAAGCUGCAAAAGAGGCAGCAGAAGAAGCGGCAGACGAGGCAGCAGAGGAGGCGCUAGUGAGGGGCAUCGUGGAGGACAUUUUGAGGCGCGGCGCUGAUGACAGCACCAACCCCUCCCCUGCUGACCUGUGCGCUGACAUGGCAGCUGCGCUGGAGAUGGUCAAGGAGAUCACAUGUGAGGACGACACGUCAGCAACAGAUGCCGGGGAGAAGGGAGGUAGUUCUAUCACAGAGGCUAGAGAAGGUGUGGGUAAAUCAGAAGGUGAAGCAGAGCGGAGAGACGGGGAAGGCGGUCCAGGGGGCACUGAAAACGACACUCAGAGCCAAGACCAGCAGCAGUCACAAGCACCGGAUUCCGCCACUUCUCUCCCUCGCCCUCGCAGCGUCUCGCUCCUCCAAUUAGCCGAGGACAGCUGGCGGGAGCGCACUGGUGUAGGCCUGUCGGGGCUGGGCAAGGCAGGAGUAGGCGGGGCUGCUGGCAGCGGCGGCAGCGGUGGUGGUGGCGGUGGUAACCGCGUGUUACGGCUGCGGCCAAUCACGAUGGCGGACAUGCGGGCGGCGAAGCAGCAGGUGGCGCCGAGCACGGCGGGGGACAGCAGCAGCAUGGCGGAGCUCAGGCAGUGGAACGACCUCUAUGGGGAGGGCGGCUCACGCAAGAAGGAAAAACUCACCUACUUCCUCUGA